This is a messenger RNA of Xenopus laevis (African clawed frog), 967 nucleotides long. RefSeq names its product fish-egg lectin-like. Bases 57 to 830 code for a protein of 257 amino acids. The transcript has 4 exons. The record is from RefSeq and is a predicted model, not a curated record. NCBI's taxonomy places the organism in Eukaryota, Metazoa, Chordata, Amphibia, Anura, Pipidae.
AUCCAAGAAAGGAUUUAUAGUCCAGACUAUUCUUUUAUCUCAACCCAAAGGACAACAUGCUGCUCCUCAUCCUCCUACAACUGCUCUACACCGGAGCUUCUGCAGAAAUGUCCUGCACGACAAUACCUGAGAAGCUAAAACAACUGGAUGCUGGGAAUGGAGACGUUUUCGGGGUGUCAGAUGAGGGCAGCGUAUACUUCUGGCAUUCAGAUCGGUGGAGGCAGAUUAAAGGAAACUAUUUGCAUGUCACGGUGGGACCAGCUGGAGUUUGGGCGGUCGACAAGAACAACUUGGUUUACAGGCUGCAGAAUUUUGAGUGGAUACAAGUAUCAGGACUCUUGAAGCAAAUAGAUGCUGGGGGUGAUACGUUCCUAGUUGGAGUAAAUGCAGAAGAUAAUAUUUAUUGUCUGAACCAAGAGAGCAUAAAGGGAAUUACUCUUAGCUACAAACAAAUUAAAGGGAAGCUCAUGUACUACAGUUGUGGUCCCCAUGGCUGCUGGGGUGUUAACAACGUCUAUGAGGUCUAUUACCAAAAUAAUGUGACACAGACAUCUUGCAAGGGAACAGGGUCUGUUCGAGUGCCAGGAUCUUCUGCCAUGGUGGAGGUGGGAACAGACGGAUCUGUGUUUGGUGUGACCAAAUAUGGUGAAGUUAUCAGAAGAGUGGGUAUCAGCCCUACGAAUCCUAUGGGAACCACAUGGAAGAGCCUGGAACUUUAUGGCAAUUUCAAACAUGUCAGCUACGAUGCUGGAUUCCUGUGGAUUAUUGCUGAGAAUGGGCGCGUCAUUAGAUGUCCCUAUCCUGAGUCUAUACUGCCAAGUCUGUUGUAAACCCUGCUUGAAACUUUUGCACAUAAUGUUAUGCUAGGGUCAGCGAUAAUUAACAUUACUAAGAACUGAAAGUCUCAGUAUUUGUUUCAGUGGUGGCCUGAUAUUCCAAGGCCGUAUUGCAAUUGCAAACCUCCCAA